GACGCCGGGCGAAGAUGAAUAACCCCAUACCUUCCAAUUUGAAAUCAGAAGCAAAAAAGGCUGCUAAAAUAUUAAGAGAAUUCACAGAAAUUACUUCCAGAAAUGGACCUGACAGGAUCAUUCCUGCCCACAUAAUCGCCAAGGCAAAAGGACUCGCAGUCCUGUCUGUGGUCAAGGCUGGGUUCCUGGUGACAGCCAGAGGAGGCAGCGGCAUCGUGCUGGCGCGGCGUCCGGAUGGGAAAUGGUCCGCACCUUCUGCCAUUGGGAUAGCUGGCCUUGGUGGGGGAUUUGAAAUAGGAAUUGAGGUAUCGGAUUUAGUAAUAAUUCUGAAUUACGGCAGAGCUGUAGAAGCUUUUGCGAAGGGUGGUAAUCUGACACUCGGCGGGAACCUCACGGUGGCUGUCGGGCCUGUGGGAAACUGCAAGUCCAGGGGUCUCUUUGCUGGUGUGUCUUUGGAGGGCAGCUGUCUGAUCGAAAGGAAAGAGACUAAUCGAAAAUUUUAUUGCCAAGAUAUUCGAGCUUAUGAUAUUUUAUUUGGAGAUAUACCGCCACCUGCUCAAGCAGAAGAUCUCUAUGAAAUUCUCAAUUCCUUUACUGAAAAGUAUGAAAAUGAAGGACAACGAAUCAACAGCAGGCGAGCGGCACGUGAGCAGCAGUGCAAGGCUAAAGAAUUACCCCCCAAACCAGGGUUGAGACCACAACAGCCAUCUGCACCUGUCCACCUGACUUCUGGCUCCCAAAAUGACAGAAAUGAGUAUAAGCUCUAUCCUGAACUUCCCAGCUAUCAUGAGAGAGUUGGCAAUUCAAAUCUGCCGAUAGAAGUGACAGCGCUCUAUUCAUUUGAAGCACAGCAGCCAGGGGAUUUGAAUUUUCAAGCUGGAGACAGAAUCAUAGUUAUAUCAAAAACAGAUUCACAUUUUGAUUGGUGGGAAGGAAAGCUUCGAGGUCAAACUGGCAUUUUUCCAGCCAACUAUGUAACCAUGAAUUAAAGUUCAUGCCACUUUCUUCUUUGAGAAUUAC
This is a messenger RNA of Otolemur garnettii (small-eared galago), 1020 nucleotides long. RefSeq names its product SH3 and SYLF domain containing 1 (gene SH3YL1). Gene Ontology annotation, cellular component: ruffle membrane. The record is from RefSeq and is a predicted model, not a curated record. Bases 15 to 989 code for a protein of 324 amino acids. NCBI's taxonomy places the organism in Eukaryota, Metazoa, Chordata, Mammalia, Primates, Galagidae. The transcript is spliced from 10 exons. Gene Ontology annotation, molecular function: phosphatidylinositol binding; protein binding.